AUGUCGUCCGCUUCCCAAUACUCCAACAUGAAGCCACUUCCCAUUGCCCCUGCAGACGAAGCUCCGCCGCCGUACGAAGAAAAACCCCGCACGAGUCCGGUACCACCACCGUCCCGAGGGAGUCCAGGGCCAGGGCCACGCCCAGCAGGACCGUCGUCGGGUCCGCAGGUGGUAGCCCGCCAGUUCCCGCCAUCAUUCAAUGUCUACUCGCAGAGUUUCAGCAGGACCAUGCUUCUCGGCGAGCAUCAGAGCCAGCCGUUUUAUGGCAUGUCGAUACACAGCGGGCUGAGCAGCUCGCCGCCCAUUGUGCUGCACUCUGGGCCGUCGGACAAGUUCCCGCCGCUGGCGUCAGUAGAGUACCAUAGUUUCAGCAGCAGAAUGAGCAUAACGCUGCCACCUGCGUUGAUACGUACACCAGGCGGCGGGCCCAUUGUCGAACUGGAAUCAAAAAGCGACUUCCCUUCGUGGAGCUACCUUUUCGCCAUAGGCGUUGGACCAAACUGCGAAAGAUUAGAGCACUUUGAGUGGAGGACAAGCUCUGGCGAAGCGAUCGCUGCGCUGGAUGGCCGAAGCAGGGGCUGGAAGCUCAUCAGGCUUGCUCAAUCAGUGCCCCAGAAUGCCGGACCAGGCGCCUUCAGGGGAGGUGAUGGAAAGGAAGUGGUUGCUGUCUGGACGGAUGCUGGCAUGAGUAUGACCAAGCUGGCCAAGUUUGCGUUCAUGGGCAGUGGGUUGACGGGUGAGCUGGGCGAACGGUGGGCAAUUAUGGCCGUCAUAUCUGGCUUGGCCAUCUUUGAGCGACAGAGACAGCGAAGGCGUAACAAUCACUAA
Messenger RNA from Colletotrichum fioriniae, 828 nucleotides. Lineage: Eukaryota; Fungi; Ascomycota; Sordariomycetes; Glomerellales; Glomerellaceae. The record is from RefSeq and is a predicted model, not a curated record.